Messenger RNA from Epithele typhae, 978 nucleotides. RefSeq lists its product as uncharacterized. Lineage: Eukaryota; Fungi; Basidiomycota; Agaricomycetes; Polyporales; Epitheliaceae. The record is from RefSeq and is a predicted model, not a curated record. The coding region runs from base 1 to 978 and encodes 325 amino acids. The transcript has 4 exons.
AUGGACGGAACGGGCGAGAUCAGGCCGGUGAAUUACAUCACCUCCGUCUCGGUGCCGUCGCGCGAGCUCACAUUUGACCUCGCCGUGCACGAUGACAUCUUCAACUCUUUCAACUGCUGCCGGCUCGACCACCAGUACAACCUUCUUGAAGGCAUGUUCAAGAACCCCGGCACCUGCGCACGCUACGCCCCGCUCUCGUCCUCCCCGCCCGCGUACACACCCGGGUUCGCGCUGGGCGGGUCCCCCGGGUCACCGUUCGGCGCCGGCGGCCUCGACGGCACGCACACACUGAUGUCCGCGCACCGGCGCGAGUCGUUCGACGGCGCGGGUGUGGGCACGAUGGAGCCGAUCAGCCCGUCGAGCGUGCCCGGGCUCGGGUUCGACGAGGACGCGUUCGAGGACGACCGGGAGUCGGAGGGGUCGUCGCUGCCAUCGGCGGCGUCGGAGGUGCAGCGGCGGGACGUGGACUGGUACCACGCGCCGCUCGCGCAGGCGCCCCAGCACCACCUCGAGCAGCACCAGAGUCAGGUGCAGGGGAGCCCUGAGUCGGAGCGGGAGCAGCCUGAGGGCAGCCUGGUGACGCCGCCAGGCGAGGGGGUCGGCGAGCAGCGGGGGCCGGCGAAGAAGCGCAAGAUGCACCAGUGCACGGUCUGCUUCAAGAUGUUCCCGCGGCCGAGCGGGCUCGCGAUGCACAUGAACUCGCACGCGGGCGCGAAACUGCCCGGUCCUGACGUGCACAAAGCCGUUUGCGGUCCGGUCGAACGCAAAGCGGCACCUGCGCACGCACGGAAUUUUCCCCUCGGUGGAGCACGGCUCAAGACCUUCCUCGUGCACGAGGUGAAGCGGCUCCCGCCGAAGCUGCGCUGGGUGCUGUCUGCGCUCUCGACCCGGACGAACGCCGGGGCGCUCCCGCGCACGGUCUCCCCGCAUCACUCCCUGCGUACGCCGCCCUUGCUGUUCUCCACGCACUCGUACUAG